This is a messenger RNA of Capronia coronata CBS 617.96, 1032 nucleotides long. RefSeq lists its product as uncharacterized. The transcript has 3 exons. The coding region runs from base 1 to 1032 and encodes 343 amino acids. Gene Ontology annotation, molecular function: dioxygenase activity. The record is from RefSeq and is a predicted model, not a curated record. NCBI's taxonomy places the organism in Eukaryota, Fungi, Ascomycota, Eurotiomycetes, Chaetothyriales, Herpotrichiellaceae.
AUGGCGCACCACCAUCAAGGUGCUUCUCUGCCCAUUGUGAAUAUUGCUCCCUACCUUGAUCCCGAGUCAACAGCAUCAGAUCGCGCAGAGACUUCGGACGCUGUUCACCGGGCAUGUCGAGACUUUGGCUUUUUCUACGUCGUCGGACAUGGGAUCCCCGAGGAAUUGCGGCAAGAGAUGCUGCGUCUAGGGCACGAGUUUUUUGCCUUACCACAGGCCGAGAAGGACGACGUCUCGAUUUUUCACAGUAUGGACCGGAUUCGCGGAUAUGCUCGCUUGGGCGAGAACAUUACCUCGGGGAAGAGGGAUGUCCUUGAAGGCUUUGACAUAUAUCGAGAAUACCCACAACCUUCGAGCGAGAUGCUGCGAGGGGCGCAGCUCUGGCCAUCGCGGCCGUCCACACUCAAGUCCACCGUCCUGGAGUACGUCGAGAGUCUAGUCCCUGUCGGCCAGGCGCUGAUGCGAGCGAUGGGUGAUGGACUGGGGAUGGAAGAAGGGGCGAAGGCUUUCGAGGAGAUCAUUACUGACCCCUUCUGGGGAUUGAAAUUCGUCAACUAUCCGCCUUUGAGCACACCUGACAUCGACGAGAGGGAGAAAGGCAUCUCUUGCGGAGAGCAUACCGACUAUGGGGGUCUGACGUUCCUUCUUGCGGAUGACCACAUCAAGUCGGCUCUGGAAGUGCAAACCAAGGAUGGCGACUGGAUCAAUGCGGACCCAAUCCCGGGAGCAUAUGUUGUCAAUAUCGGGGAUAUGGUGAAUGUCCUAACGAACAAUCGAUACACUGCCACCGUCCAUCGUGUCAUCCACCGGGGCGAGGAGACCCGAGUCUCGAUCCCUUUCUUCUUCGAGCCGUCAUUGACCACAAAGGUCAAGCCCCUUGAGGCGUGUGCCAGCGAUGCAAGCAACAACCUCAGCAAGCCAGCAGUCAACUAUUAUGAGCACAUGUGCCACAUGCUAUACGAUGGCAGAUUCGUAGAGGCUGGCAAAGAAGUGGAAACGGUGCUGGUGAACGAGAUCUCCCUCAAGGGAUGA